Chaetomium strumarium is the source of this 1951-nucleotide messenger RNA. RefSeq lists its product as uncharacterized. The record is from RefSeq and is a predicted model, not a curated record. The coding region runs from base 162 to 1673 and encodes 503 amino acids. Lineage: Eukaryota; Fungi; Ascomycota; Sordariomycetes; Sordariales; Chaetomiaceae. The transcript has a single exon.
GCCCAGUACCCUUACCCGGCUGGACGCGGUACCGGGAUGGCUCCGGAGGACAAGUCACCGUCAGAGGAGUUGUGACGGCCAACAACCGGCCCGUCAACGGUCAGCCGCGGCAGUUGUAUACCUACCGCCAUUCCGGUUCUUCCUUCUCCAGUGAUACCAGCAUGAGUAUCGACGAAAAUCGACUACCUCAGACCAAAUUGGCCGCUACUAAAGCAUCACAGCCGGAGUUUGGAAUCCCGAAGUCUCGCACAUUUAGCAUCCUCUCCGGCCUUACCAAGUCAUUCUCCAGCGGCUCCAUCACCAGCCGAGGGAACAACAGCCGCAAUGUCAGCGGACAGUCUUCUUCUGAGUCGAGCACCGUCACCCCUGCCCAAGAAGCAUCUCAUCACCCCGUUGCGCAGGCACAUCGAAAAAUCAGUAGCCAACAUGAUAAAUCAUCGCCUCUUUCACCAAGUCCCGGGUCGCCAGCAGUACCCUGCCUCCUCGACAAUCCCAAAGAAGUCACAACCGCCAUGCCACCGCAAUACUGGGCUGGCCGAUUUAUGGCCUUGCAUGACCGCUUCCACAACGAGCUACUAGAGCCUCGGCAUCUCACUCAAAUCUGCGAAGCUCAAGUAGCCCAGUUUAUCUCACCGCCCAACUACAGCCGUUCCCAGGCAGCGCAGGCAUCUGCUGCCGCGAAGAAUAAUCCCUCGACAUCGAUCUAUGCCAACACUCGAGUUGCUCAGACUAGGAAACACACCCCGACCAGUUCGUCCUUGAACAGAUCUCGCAUCCACAGCCGCAUCCCCCAGUCCGCUACGAGCGGCGCAAUCUUGCAGACAACCGACCCAUACCCUCCUCCUCCGUAUUCCCAGGCGACGUUAUCCUCCUCAUCUCGCCAUAUCUCCUCCUCUAAGCAGAUACUCCCCCCUACAACCAGCAGCAUCCGCAUCGUAUCCACCAACACCAGGAAUUUACACUUGCCCACGUCCGCCACGACAGCCUACAGCGGAGGCAACGGAAAUGCCCUUGCCUUCAUCCCAGAGAAUGAACACGACCACGACCGGGGUAUCGCAACCAUCACUACCACCAGCAGCAGCAGAAACCCAGCUCCGAGCCAAGUUGUCAAGAGCAAAAAGAGCAGCACGUACCUCGCAGAUAGCGAAGAAUCCCGCGCCCGCCGCGUGCUCCUGCACCUCGAGCACAUGUGUGCCACCCCGGAGGCGCGGGCGUCACUCCACUCCUGGCGGACGGCAUAUGCGCGCAAGACAGGGCGAGCGGAGUUCCUCCCCUCUGGCGUCAGUCUGACCACUUCUACUACCAGUAGUGCAUCCGACGAUGUCGAUAGCAACAAAGAACGUACAAAUGAGCAGCAGCAUGGUGGACACGAGUUUGGCGAGAAGGGGAAACGGCUCGUGAGGCGGUUGCGGCGCAGUUUACUGUUUUCCGGGAGCCAGGAUCGAGGGAAUAAGGCUCACGACGAAGGCGGCUUGCUGGGAAGGGAUGGAAUGGGCUUCGUGCAUGCACGGGAGAAGGAGAAGUUCUGGGCGGACAUGUCCAUGUCCAAGUCCAAGUCUGAGUGCUAUGGGAAGGAUGGGUCUGUGAAAGGGAACUCCGCUGAUUUGAAGCGCGUGCUGGAUGAGGAGGCUGAAAAGCUGAAGAGGCGUGGCAGGCACUUUAGCUUCUUUUGAAGCGGCUGUUAUUGAGGGACGAUCUCGGAUGUUAGGAGAGCUCAGGAGGGGAGGAACUUUUUGUGUUGCGAUUUGUAGGUGUAUUAUUGUAUGGGUUACAUGCGAAAGGCGGGAGCUUGUAGGGUGCGUCUUUGGCAAGAAUAUGGCGUUGGAGCCUUACAGGGAGCCGAGCCGGAAAAGGGUGUGGUUUAUUUUAUGGGCAUUAUUUUGCCUGGCCAUGGGGAAAUCAGGGGCUUGUUGGCCUAUGAAGGAACGAGUCUGACAUACGUAACUACCAG